UUAGCGUCGCGUACGCGAACUUCCCCGCGCCGUUCCCUCGAGUAGCUACAGCGCUAGCUGAGCUGCAUGCCAGCGCAGCAGCUCAGGCAAGGCCAUCGUCAGCAUGCAGCAGCUAUAUAGCUAGCAGCGCGCGCCAGGUCAGGCUGUUGUUGAUAGUCCCAUCUCGCUCCGUUCAAUUUUAUGAACUCCAAGAUGAUUCGAAUUUUAAGCUUGAUUCUAGCAGUUUCUACACUGGUAGCAGCUGAGGAGGCUUGCCACAGUUUUGCAGGAGGCCAUGUUUAUCCUGGAGAGACCCCUCGCUCUACUGCUCAUGCAGUACAUUGGAGUAAAGUUCAGAUAUCCAAACCAGCUCCUGUCUUCGAAGGCACAGCUGUUGUAGAGGGAGAAUUCAAAGCUAUGAAGCUUUCAGACUUUGCUGGAAAAUACCUUGUCCUGGUCUUUUAUCCUCUUGACUUUACGUUUGUCUGCCCAACUGAAAUCAUUGCCUUCAGUGACAGAGUUGAUGAAUUCAGAGCCAUCAACACCGAGGUGGUUGCUAUCUCUGUUGACUCUCAGUUCACUCAUCUUGCCUGGAUAAACACACCAAGAACACAAGGAGGUCUUGGUCCUAUCAAACUGCCAAUCCUUUCAGAUCUUACCCAUCAAAUUGCUAAAGACUAUGGAGUUCUCCUGGAAGAUUUAGGGCAUACUCUAAGAGGAUUGUUUAUCAUUGAUGAUAAGGGUGUAUUACGCCAAAUCACUAUGAACGAUCUCCCUGUUGGCCGAUCGGUAGAUGAGACGUUAAGAUUAGUUCAAGCAUUCCAGUAUACGGAUAAACACGGAGAGGUGUGCCCAGCUGGAUGGAAACCAGGCAGUGAUACAAUUAUACCCAACCCGGCUGAUAAACUCAAGUACUUUGCUAAGCAACCUAACGGAGGCAAUGCAUAGUCCACAUUCAUCUCAUCAAUCUUUCAAUAAUCCAACAUCGUUAAUGAUUUUUUUUCUUUCCCCUGUUUAUUUCUCUUCAGUAAUAAUAUAUAACGGGUUUGCAUACUUCUAGAGCUGGGGCUGUUUCACAAAGAUCCUAAGUUGAACUUAUCUCUAAGUUGGACUCAAAAAUUAUGGAUAGCUGUUAGCAUCUUUGAAAAUAUUU
This is a messenger RNA of Strongylocentrotus purpuratus (purple sea urchin), 1132 nucleotides long. RefSeq names its product peroxiredoxin-4 (gene prdx4). Gene Ontology annotation, cellular component: endoplasmic reticulum; cytosol. Gene Ontology annotation, molecular function: thioredoxin peroxidase activity. The transcript has 6 exons. Bases 181 to 927 code for a protein of 248 amino acids. NCBI's taxonomy places the organism in Eukaryota, Metazoa, Echinodermata, Echinoidea, Camarodonta, Strongylocentrotidae. The record is from RefSeq and is a predicted model, not a curated record. Gene Ontology annotation, biological process: hydrogen peroxide catabolic process; response to oxidative stress; cell redox homeostasis.